UAAGGCAACAAAACUCAUCCAGCACUGAAAGUUCGCAGUUCAUCAGCAGCUUCGUUAUUCGUUUGGCACAGAUCGGCAGCCAUAAAACUUCCGCGAUAAUUUAUUUGCUAGAAAAGAGUAACUGAAAAUCAUCCCCGGUGCGUUCGGUGAACGAAAUUGUUUAGCGCGUGUCGAUUUUUGUGAGAAUUCGUCGGUGUGAAAUUGAUAAUCUGUAUUUUCGUUCGAGACAAGACGAGGAUUAGCAGCCAGCAUCCGAAAGCGACAGCCGAAAGAAAGAAACCGUCGCCCAUUCGACAUUUUCAUCCAGUGAUAUUUUUUUUUACUUAGGAGAAAGCUAUUGAACAGCAUUCAGCUUAAAUGUCAGAACCUCAGUCUUCGUUGCUGCUGAAGAAACAGUUGGCAGAAUUAAGCAAAAACCCCGUUGAAGGAUUUUCGGCUGGCCUCAUUGACGAUAAUGACAUAUUCCGAUGGGAAGUACUUAUCAUCGGGCCUCCAGAUACUCUCUAUGAGGGUGGUUUUUUCAAGGCACACUUGCACUUCCCAAAGGAAUAUCCCUUGAGGCCGCCGCGCAUGAAGUUCGUCACAGAGAUCUGGCACCCGAACAUCGAACGCAACGGCGAUGUCUGUAUCAGCAUUCUGCACGAACCUGGCGAUGACAAGUGGGGCUACGAGAAGGCCUCCGAACGCUGGCUGCCGGUGCACACCGUGGAAACGAUUCUGAUAUCGGUGAUCUCGAUGCUGGCCGAUCCCAACGACGAAUCGCCAGCGAAUGUCGAUGCGGCCAAGGAGUGGCGAGAGGCGUAUCCAGAAUUCAAGCGGAAAGUGGCGCGAUGUGUUCGGAAGAGUCAAGAGGAUUGUUAGUAGGAUUUUUAAAAAAUGUCUUAUAUUUAUUAAUUAAUUAAUAAUAUUACUAUAAUAAUGAAGGAAAGGAAAGGAACGAAUAACGAUGAUUGAUGAUGCUAAAUGAUGAUCGAUUGAUUGCAGACAAUGUCGAUAAUUGGUUUUCUUUCCUCAAAAAUCAUUUUAAAAAAAACAUGCACUGUGCAGCUUUCGAUUUACUGAAAUCAAUAUCGAGGAACCUUUAAGGACAUUGCAAUAAAACUUCAGUUCUUUUGACGUAGUUUCCAAAAUUGUAAUUUACAAUUUAAAUUUUCAUUUUCCCCCACUCAUUACGUUUCAUGUAUCGUUUCCAAUUCAUUCGAUCAGGCGAGCUAAACUUUAUGUAAACCCUUUUUUGUAGUAAUAAUUGCCCAAUGCAAAUGCUUCGCAUUUUUGAUUUAGUGAUAAUUUUUAUUUCAGUUCUAAUUUGCUGAAAAUAAAACAAAAAAGGCAACCUUUUACACACUUCAUUGUUUCUAUUUAUAUGCAAACACGCGACACAAUCAUCCCCGCAUAUCGGUUGAGAAAUAUUCCAGAACAGUCAAAAAAACAGCUGAUUUGUUAUCAUUUACGAUUUAGAAAACAAUACGAAGCAUAUGAGACGAGCGGAUGACGAGUUGGGCAACGAACUGAACGAAGAACAGUCAACAGGUGGUACCAGACAUCGGGAGAAAAAUCGAUUUCCUCUCUUCUUUUCGACUGCUGCUACUGACGCGAAGCACUGAGAGAUGGAAUAUUGACAAGCCCAAAGGUCAUGCUUGCUGAAGAGUAAACACUCAGGAAAUCAAUCACACAUUUGUCCUGUUGAAAAUUACGUGCUUAUAUAGAUGUAAAGUGCCCGCUAAAUUAUUACAAAAAAAAAAGAGAGGAGUGAGUGAUUAAAUGACAAACAGUGGCAACUCUGCCAAAAUAAACCGGAAAAUAAACCAUUUGUGACUGCUCAUUAUACUUGACUUCAGCUAUUCAGAAUAGAAGGAAAACUACUGUAAUGAGAUUGAUACUAAGUAUAAGUUAAACUAAUUUCCCUUAAAAAAAGAACACAUUUAGUGCUUCGUUCUGUAUUUUUAGGAAGAUAAAAACAAAGCUUUUUAAAUUUACGUUGAAAAUCUGAAACUUUUGUGUGAUACUUCUGUUUCCUAAUGAUUAUGAAAGAGAAAAUACAAAUUCAAAACAGAAAGAUUGCCGCCCACGGCUGGCCAUCUGGCUGACAAUGUAAAUAGUGCAGUUUCAACAGACAGGCAGAAAAGAAACGUGUAACCAAACCAAACCGACUAAAGUAACUUCUAACGCAUCCUUCUCCGGAUCUAUGGUUAAGAGUAAUCCUGCUAAACAAAAUAAUAAAUACCUACCUACCUACCUUACACACUAACAAAUAAAAGAACUCAUCCAAGUCAACAAGUUACACCACCACCACAAAUGCAACACUUAUUCUUCUCCUAAAACGAAUACAAGUAACAAAAUAUUGAGUUAAGUUCGCUAGAAUAAAGCAAGACAAUUAACAAGUAA
Ochlerotatus camptorhynchus is the source of this 2385-nucleotide messenger RNA. RefSeq names its product ubiquitin-conjugating enzyme E2 G1 (gene Ube2g1). The record is from RefSeq and is a predicted model, not a curated record. Gene Ontology annotation, biological process: ubiquitin-dependent protein catabolic process; protein polyubiquitination. Bases 358 to 861 code for a protein of 167 amino acids. Gene Ontology annotation, molecular function: ubiquitin conjugating enzyme activity. The transcript has 3 exons. NCBI's taxonomy places the organism in Eukaryota, Metazoa, Arthropoda, Insecta, Diptera, Culicidae.